CGCCGCCGCUGCCGCCUCACGCCAGACGCCGCGACGCGUUCCGACGCUCGCCAGUUUUUUCACACGACCGCGACACUCGCGUCCGCAUCACCUGCUAGAAAUUUUCCGCGUUUCCGGAUUUCCGUUUUCACGUUCUGGAUUCCGGUGGUGGGACACGGAUACUGAUACGACACGAGUGGAAAUGUAAAUCAAUUUGUCCGGGCACGAAUCCGGUUCGCAUCUUUAAAUAGAAACUCCGAUUAACAAAAAAGGGCAUUAAAAUGAGAAGAUCAUCGAACGCUGUUCUGCAGACGCAAACGUCGGAGCCUCUGAUCGUGGUCGAAGACCAGGAAAAUGAAGACAAUCCGACCGGCGACGAUUCGUCGCAACCGAGCUCGGAAGACGAAUCGCCCACCAUGAACCCCUAUUUGUUGUGCCCCUACGGGCGGGAAGUGCGCAAAUUGUCUCUACCAUCACCGCAAUGCAGCGGCAUAACCGCCAGCCAAGUCAGAAGAUUGUCGGAGAGAGGCGAGACAAUCGGGCCAGGACCUAGACAGGCCGAGUUCCUGGCCACCCUCUCCACCGCCCAACAGCCGACACCGGGCGGCCGAAGACACUCGGUCGUCACCAUCUCGAAGGUGCCGUCAGCGAUGUUCGGUCGCAACAGGCGGGAGUCGGUGGCCGCGUUCCCGACCUCCGCCUUCCAGGGCCGCGUCCUGCCUAAUCGUCGCGAAUCGAUAGCCUGUCCGCCGUCGACGGAGCCGCGCGGCAGCAUCCACAAUCUGCAGCUCGACAUAAUGGACGAUAUCGUGCAGGCACGGAAGGUGCGCAUGAAACUGUGGAACACAAGCAGCGAAAAAGUGUGCGAGGUGCAGCCGCUGGACGAGGCGGGCACGGUGCAACGUUACACCAACUCCGGCAGACGUUUCUCGGACUUCGUCGGCACCACGCUCGCCCCGAUCCCCAGUUCGAACAAGCGGCGAGCCUCUGAGCUGCCAGCCACGGCCGCCGCGACCGCCCAAACGGCCGCCUCCACUAGCGCAAGUAAGAAACCCACUACGGGAAUAGUUUGCUCUAAUACUGACCUUAUAUCUAUUUUGUCUUCCCUUUCCACGUCCGCCUCCGACCUGAAUCAGUGUGAGAGGGACAGGGAGAAGGAGCGGACGGUUGACGGACCGGCCAAGAACAUUCCGACAAGUUUGCAACAGAAGCGCAGCCGAUUGAAGAGCAACAGGUCCAGCAGCUUCGACAUCUCCAUAUUGCAAAGCGUAUGUCCGGCGAACGAGCCCAACGACCCCAAGAGCACGCAAAGCCCCUCGAACUGGUUCGCCAAUCGACACCAGCCGAAACCGGAAACUGUGGCGGCGACCAAAGACAAACAGAAGGCAGUGGUGGAUUCUGAGCCGGGCAAGGUCGUAUGGGACGAAAGGAGCGGAUCGUUGGUCGACGCGCACGCCCUCGGCAGCGCCAUCGAGGUCUUCCUUAGGAAAUCGUCGCCGGACAAGACGAAAACCAAGACCGGCUCCAAAAGCAAGACCGCCUGGUUCUCCAAGCCCGACGACGACUCCACCGAGACCUGCGACUCUUCGCUCUGCUCUACGCUCAAAGACUUGUUUGUAAAAUAAACAUACAACUGUUUUCCUAGAAACCCCUUCCAAAGUGUUUGAUGUUACAAUAUUAAUGUGUCUUAAUAUUUAUACCUAUACCUAAUUAUUACUACUAUUAUAUCAAUGGUGUACAAUCAUUUAGGAACAAUAAUAGAGACGUUGUACUUUCAUGAAAAUAUGCUGACGGUCUUAAAUCAAAAACACAAAAUAAAAACGGUUUACGGCAGCAACACCAUAAAACGACAGGCAUAAAAAGGAACCAUCAAUAUUUUGUAGGGUAAUAAAACCUACAAACACCUGAUUCGUAAUAAUAGAAACGUCAUAAAAAUCGUAUUACAUUUUAACAACCUAAUCGAACUGAACGCCGAUAAUUACGGCUUAAAUAAGACAGCUUCGUCGACCAAUCGGGCAUUUAAUUAAAGAUAAUAAUAUCGUUCUCGCCUGUAAUUAUUUACGGUAACGAUAAUUGGGUCAAGUGCCAAUCGAAUUCAUGGGCUACAAAGUUUUAACGUACAGAAUAAACUUUUUACUUCGCUUCAAUUCGGGUCUUGGACAACACUGCUUUUGACGUCCUUUGAUCAACGACCGUCGUAACAAAAUUAGAGCCACCAAAACACAAAUACUCCAACAUCGAGUAAAUAGACAACAUUGUUAUGAAGUUGCGCCAACUUUAUGGAGUUGCCCCUUCUAAUGCAGCAACUUAAGGCCAUAAUAAUAAUCUUUUUGUUAUACAAGUGUAAAUUACUUCGACUGAAAUUAAACAAGUUUUUAUCUGCUGUUGGGUCGAUGGAAGUACAACUCCUCUCACAUCAAAACAUCUCGUUCGCAAUCAGCUGAAAAUCAAACAGAGUAAAAAAAUAACAUAGGAGAGAGUAAUAAAGGCAGAAAGUCAUCGACAUUCAACCGUGAAAAGGAAAUUGGGAGUAACACGUCGCAGUUUAAUUAAAUAAAUUACUCUUAGAUUAGGUCGUCGUGUCUCUUUGCAUUUUUUGACGCACAUCAAAGAAUCUCGCAAUUUUGGCGGACGUGUCAUUAACAAAAAAAAUGUUUAUUCUGGGGCGCCCCAAAAACGACCCCCCAAAUUUUGUCUCUUUACUGUUUGUGUAGCUGUUAAGUACAAGUAGUGAAUUUUUUAAAAUGUGAUUUUCGCUUCGCUGGUCGAAGCAAAACAUAGAGAUUAUUUGUAUAUAUUAGGAAAUAUUUUGGACCAUAUUAAUGUUGUGUGGACAAUCGAUGUAUUUAUUAUUUGAUAGGUAUGAUUUUUGAAGUAUAUUGAAGCUGCAUUCUAAAACAGUGUAUAUUUUCAAUAAUGAUAUAAUUAAUUAACUAAUAAAGUAUUAAACAUAAUGAUAAUUCGUAUUUGAAAUAUUUUAGGAUUAAUAAAUAAAAUGUCGGUAGGAAAACGACGGAGCAAAAUACGGGGAAUUAUUUAGAGCAAUAAACGCAGUGCUUUGCUCCGCCGCUUUGGCUGGUCGAUAAUUAUAAUCAAUGUUAUUCAUACGGUUUAAAUUAUGUAAAUAAUUGAUGUAAAUAAUUAUAUGUUAAUAAAGUUUGUUUCACCUCAACCACACCGAGACUUUCCUUUACAUUAACUCACAAUGUUAAAGAGUAUUUACCUAAUUAACUUAUUCAUUUCCAUUUUAAUAACUAAAAACUUGUCAGAGGUUCUAAUUACUAAAAAAGGUCAAGUAAGUGAUUUUCACACCCUUGUUCAAGAGCUUUCAGCAUUUGGAAACCGUUUUGACGAAAUUGUAACAGAGCAAUCACAAAUAACUACAAAAUACUCAAUUUUUAAUAUGAUCCCUGUGAAACUUCGUGAAACACUUCGUGACAAUAAACGUUGUAUCAAACAUUAAAACAUUGAUGGCGUGUGCAAGAAUCAAUAACAUAAAAUAAAACAACAGCUUAGUUAUGGUUAUUUAUUUGAUGCAGAUACGAAGUAGAAACAUUAUAAAUGCAAGACUUUACUAAACCUAUCGGCAUACAAUAGCCCAUGAAUUUUUUCCGAAUGACAAAUUCUAUUUGGAAAACGUACGAUACACCGAAUCUAAAAAGUUGGAAUGAUACGG
Messenger RNA from Aethina tumida (small hive beetle), 3655 nucleotides. RefSeq lists its product as uncharacterized. The record is from RefSeq and is a predicted model, not a curated record. The transcript has 3 exons. Lineage: Eukaryota; Metazoa; Arthropoda; Insecta; Coleoptera; Nitidulidae. Bases 261 to 1604 code for a protein of 447 amino acids.